Messenger RNA from Onychomys torridus (southern grasshopper mouse), 1807 nucleotides. RefSeq names its product cyclic GMP-AMP synthase (gene Cgas). The transcript has 5 exons. Gene Ontology annotation, cellular component: nucleus; site of double-strand break; cytosol. Gene Ontology annotation, molecular function: chromatin binding; 2',3'-cyclic GMP-AMP synthase activity; double-stranded DNA binding. Bases 106 to 1710 code for a protein of 534 amino acids. Lineage: Eukaryota; Metazoa; Chordata; Mammalia; Rodentia; Cricetidae. Gene Ontology annotation, biological process: activation of innate immune response; paracrine signaling; positive regulation of defense response to virus by host. The record is from RefSeq and is a predicted model, not a curated record.
CCCGCCAGAAAGUUAAGUUUCGUUUCCAGCAGUUACGGAGAGUUCCCCUUCCCGCGAUCUUUCCCCGAAGUCGAUUCUUCCUUUCCGGAUCGCAGAGCCUCAGAUAUGGAAGGUCAGCGCCGAAGGCCGACAGCGCCCCGCGCUAAGAAGCCGGCUGCGAAGCGCGCCACGACGGAGCCCAAAGGGACCGUGGCCGCCCGGUCCCGCGCGGGAAACUGCGUCCCUCAAAGGGGGGCGCGAUCGCGGCGUGCGGAGUGUGACGGGGACUCCGCGGAGAAGCCGCGCGCCCAAGCGCCCCGAGCGCGCUCGGGAAGGGCGUCCGUGCGCACCAAGGACCCACAGCCUUCGGCCUCCGGCGCCGCAGGAGACGCCGAGCAGCCCCGCGUCCGGGAGCCCCCGCCUCCGACAGUCGCCGAGGUACUUAAGGUCGCAAGGGAAGUCCGGGAGCCUCCGCCUCCGACAGUCCCCGAGGCACCCGAGGUUGCAAGGGGCGUCCGGGAGCCCCCGCCUCCGACAGUCCCCGAGGCACCCGAGGUUGCAAGGGGUCCUUGCGGCAGGAGGGGCGCGCGCUCCACGGGGCAGCAGAGAGCCUCGCGGGCUUCCAGGAAGGAGCCGGAGACCCUCGACAAAAAGCUCAAGAGGGUGCUGGGAAAUUUGAGGUUGAGACGCGAUGAGAUCUCGGUGGCAGCCGAGGUGGUGAAUGAAGUCGUGAAGUGCCUGCUGAAAGGAAUGCAGACCCGUGACUCGGAGUUCAAAGGCGUGCAGCCGCUGAACACUGGCAGCUACUAUGAGCAUGUGAAGAUUUCUGCUCCUAAUGAAUUUGAUGUUAUGUUUAAACUGGAAGUCCCCAGAAUUGAUCUACAAGAAUAUCAUGACACUGGCGCUUUCUAUCGUGUGAAGUUCAAAAGAAUUCCAGGAGGAAAUCCUCUGCGUCAUUUUUUAGAAGGGGAAAUAUUAUCAGCUUCCAAGAUGUUGUCAAGAUUUAGGGAAAUUAUUAAAAAAGAAGUUAAAAAAAUCGAAGGUAUUGAUGUCAGUGUGGAGAAGGAGAAACCAGGAAGCCCUGCUGUAACACUUCUUAUCAGAAACCCGGAAGAAAUAUCUGUGGAUAUAAUUCUGGCUUUGGAGUCAAAAGGCAGCUGGCCCCAAAGUACCAACGAAGGACUACCCAUCAAAAACUGGCUUGGCACAAAAGUUAGGACCAAUCUAAGACGAGAGCCAUUUUAUCUUGUACCCAAGAAUGCAAAAGUUGGAAAUGAUUUUCAAGGCAAGACAUGGCGCCUCUCUUUCUCUCACACUGAAAAAUACAUUUUGAGUAAUCACGGGAUAGAGAAAACAUGUUGUGAAUCUGCUGGAGUGAAAUGUUGCAGGAAAGACUGUUUAAAAUUAAUGAAAUACCUUUUGGAACAGUUGAAAAAAGAGUGGCAGGAACUAGAUGGAUUCUGUUCUUACCAUGUGAAAACUGCAAUCUUUCACAUGUGGACUGAGAACCCACAAGACAGUCAUUGGGACCCCAAGCAACUGAGCACCUGCUUUGAUGAGUUUCUGACGUUCUUUGUUGAGUGCCUCAGGACAGAGAAACUGAUGCAUUAUUUUAUUCCAAAGUUCAAUCUAUUCUCUCAAGAAGAAAUUGACCAAAAAAGUAAAAAAUUUCUGUUAGAGAAAAUUGAAUAUGAAAGAAACAAUGGAUUUCCAAUUUUUGACAAGUUUUGAAAUUAUGUAUUUGUCUGUAUGUUAUAAUGUGUUCUUGUGGGUGUGUGUUUAGGACAGAGGUUGAUGCCAAAUGUCUUCCUCAGUCACACUUCACUUU